Messenger RNA from Psammomys obesus (fat sand rat), 3635 nucleotides. It is a transcript of the gene Hacd2, whose product is annotated as 3-hydroxyacyl-CoA dehydratase 2. Lineage: Eukaryota; Metazoa; Chordata; Mammalia; Rodentia; Muridae. The record is from RefSeq and is a predicted model, not a curated record. Gene Ontology annotation, cellular component: endoplasmic reticulum membrane. Gene Ontology annotation, biological process: very long-chain fatty acid biosynthetic process; sphingolipid biosynthetic process; fatty acid elongation. The transcript has 7 exons. Bases 51 to 821 code for a protein of 256 amino acids. Gene Ontology annotation, molecular function: 3-hydroxyacyl-CoA dehydratase activity.
UCUGAGGUGCACGCGCGCGCGGCGAGGAGAGCGGUCUGCGGGCGCUUGACAUGGCGGCAGCGGCGGCGACUGCAGCGACCAAGGGGAACGGGGGCGGCGGUGGCCGAGCGGGGGCCGGCGAAGGCGGCGGCGGCGGCACGCGGAAGAAGAAGGGCCCCGGGCCUGUGGCCACGGCGUACCUGGUCAUCUACAAUGUGGUGAUGACGGCGGGGUGGCUGGUGAUAGCGGUUGGGCUGGGGAGAGCAUACCUGGCUAAGGGGAGCUACCAUAGUCUUUAUUAUUCGAUAGAAAAGCCUCUGAAAUUCUUCCAAACGGGAGCCUUACUGGAGAUUUUACAUUGUGCUAUAGGAAUUGUGCCAUCUUCUGUUGUCCUGACUUCUUUCCAGGUGAUGUCAAGAGUUUUCCUAAUAUGGGCAGUAACACAUAGUGUCAAAGAGGUGCAGAGUGAAGACAGUGUCCUUCUGUUUGUUAUUGCCUGGACAAUCACAGAAAUUAUCCGUUACUCCUUUUACACAUUCAGUCUACUAAACCAUUUGCCUUACAUCAUCAAAUGGGCCAGGUACACCCUUUUCAUCGUGCUGUACCCGAUGGGAGUGACAGGGGAGCUGCUCACAAUAUACGCAGCUCUGCCCUUUGUCCGACAGGCCGGCCUGUACUCCAUCAGCCUACCUAACAAAUACAACUUCUCCUUCGACUACUAUGCAUUCCUGAUCCUGGUAAUGAUCUCCUACAUUCCACUUUUCCCACAGUUGUACUUCCACAUGAUCCACCAGAGAAGAAAGGUCCUUUCUCACGCCGAAGAGCACAAGAAGUUUGACUAGCUCUCCACACCGCCAACCCAAACCAGACUCUUCAACGAUCAGACAAUGCUGCAGACUUUUUGAGUUCCCAGUAAGGACUAUUUUUAAAGCAUUAAAAACAAAACGAAAUAAAAACCAAAAUCCAGUGUCACGUGGGCCUGGGAUUUUAUAAAAAAUAAAAAUAAAGAUAAAAAUGCAAAAGGCUGUUACCUAAAGCAUCCUAGCUGGUCCUUUCAGCAUGCUGUAAGCAGAAGUUGCCAGAGUCUGUGAUGGCACUAGAAGGGGUCAACACCCCGUCUCCUCCAUGUCCUUCAUGUAGCUGGCAAAUAAAGGCCUGGAGCCCUGAGUGCUCCAGAGUCGCAGUCUGAGCAAUGACGUGGCACCAGCUGACUGCCCAGCUUGCGGUAAAGUUAGCUUGCAGUCCGCAGUGUAGCAUCCCCUUCCCAAAGUGCUUGACGGCAUGCUGGAAACUUUGUGCUUUUGAAGCGGCAGUUCGUGCUCUGGAAUGCUCUGAAGUUCUGGCUAGGACCCAGCCCCUCAUAUCUAGUGAAUGAGUUACAAGACGUACAUGCCUGUGAAGCAUUGGGUAGCAAGUGUCAGCAGAAAACCACUAAAGCCUUCCAUUUGUUUUCGAUCGAGUCAGGACUGCCUGCCACUCAGAGCCAUGCUUGAAUUUACUAAGUGUGUGUGUACUGUAAAGAGCCUUGUGUGGAACUCGGCUCCAGUCAGAAUCUGACGAGCCACAGUGCCAGAGGAGAAAGCUCGGUACCCGCGAAGGGCUGACCACCUUCCGUCCUUCGUCCCUUGCGCAGAGCUGGGUGUGUUCUCACAGAUGGACCCAGAGCCCAUCUCAUCACACAGGAGGAGGAAAGCUGCAGUUAAAGGCACUUGGAAGGGGUGGCUUCACCACAAUCGCCCAGACAAGCAUUCAGAAAUAGGUUUCUAUACUUUUUUAGUUUAACCCUCUACUCUUCUAUGUAGGUUCCUCUCCUGACUGUGGUCCUGUGUUCAUUCGCACCAAGUUGUAAGUGCAGAGACAACAUACGUUUUAGGAGAAGCUAAGAGCAGUCUUGUCUCCUGUCUCCACAUGUCAGCGCAGCCUCCAGCUGGUUUCUGACCAGGGACGCCGUCUAAUGAAUAAUGUCUUCAUGGCACCUAAUUGCCCAACCGUGUAUUAAGUCCCCUGAGGAAGGGGGGACAGGCAAAACUCGAGUUACUGCCCAGCCCAUUGCUCCCUCACAAUGCACUCAACAAACUAUUCUUUCAGAAAUAGAAAGCAACCUUCAGAUGAAAAUGUCAGGCCCAAGUUUAGAUGUGCACUCAAUUUUAAACUUCCUUCUUAAUAGGAUCCAGGCCCUCGUUUUCUUCUCUUUUUCUUUUUUGUUUAUCUUUAAGGCUUUAAAAAUCAUGCCAUUGUCAUUUAGAAUAUAAUUGUUUCAAUCAGAAGAACAUAACAAAAGCUACAUUUGCAAAUGGGUAUUUUCAUAGGAGCUUGAAAAGCUAACGCAGGCAGGUGUGUAAUAAGUUAUUGUCAAACUAAGCAUUAGAAUUCUGCUUCUAGUCAGCAUUCUUGGUUUGGCUGCGUUGAAAUCAGAGUCUAUUCUGGUAUUUGAUAGACAAAUAUGUGGGAAAUGUUGCUUUUUCAGCCUUUUCUCCCCUGUUAUUCCUCCAAACUGAAUUUCUUCUGUAAAACAGAAUCAGCCUGGGUUUUCUCGGCCUUGGUAAUCUGCCUGACUUGGGACUGUUACAGUCGCGUUGGAAUGGCCCACUGAAGGUGGCGAAAGAAGCAGGUCCUGCUGCCCGAGGAACCCCUCAGGCCUUCCCCUCUAACUCAUUAUUACAUCUGCAUCAGACUGAGCUCCAGGGAUGAGAACACCAUCAGCAGUUUCCUUCACAAAAAGGGUCCCGAUCCAGGUGGCCUCCUGUCACCUCUCCCCGUAACUGGCUUUUAGGUUUUUGGUUGGUUUUUUGUUUUUGUUUUUUUGUUUUUUUCCUUUUUCAUCCUUACCAUGAAUUAAUUCCUCCAUUGAGGUAAUCAUGUUCUUUUAUAAAACUGAGAACAGCCAGCCUCCCCGGGUGUCGCACCUAACAAGGUGUGAGCGAGGAAGGUGCUUUUCAGUGGGUAUUUUGUCAGAGCUAGGGUCAGAGACGGCAUCCUCCCAGCACCCACUUGACUGCGGCUCAGAUCCUCCUGAGGGCCCCUCUGCGGAAGGGAAGGAGUCUUGGAGGUGCGCGCAGCGUCUGGGGACUCGUGCUGUUAAUCCGAGUUGUGCUGAGGUGCCCGCCACUCACACGUGUGUCUCCAAUAUAAUCAAAGGCCCCAUGGAGUUAGUCCCGGAACAAAGCAGUGGCCUCCCGACGGGGAAGUCCCUCUAAAGCAAACGAACAGGAGGCCGAUGAGGCGAGCGUGCCCUUCUUCUUAAUUGUGUUGUCUUUUCAUUUCUGACAAAAGGCUGGCAUUGCUGAGGUCCCACCUGAAAAUCAUGCGCAGUUCUGAGUUUCAGAUAAACCAUUAGAAGACAUCAAGGUCAAUCCUCACUGCUCCUUUGAAAUUUGGGUAAAAAAAAAAAAAUUAUACGACCAUAUAUAUAGUCAUUUUGUAUUUUUUCUAUGUUGUGAAAACCAGAAUUGUAAUUUUAUAAGUCUUUGAUUCACUACAAUUAUAUAAUUUAAAUGUAUUUUUUGUACACCUGGAAAUAAGGAGCUCAAAAACUGUGCUUCACUUUCUAUGCAUGCACUUGAAAGCUGUUUUUAUCUGACGUCGAUGUAGUAGUAAGUCAUACUCCUCAGACACUGAUAGGUGUUGCAUUCCAAAAUAAACUGGUUUGUGCUCUG